AGAAGAAGAUAGACUCGUUCGAAAAGUUCGCCGGUUCCUCUGAUGUACACAAAUUCAUCAAGCUCCGCUAUCCGGCUACUGGAACCGGUGUCUCCCUUCGAUGCACUUACGCUCUCGUUGCCGAUCCGGCUGUAGACCACAAAGCCCGCGCGGGCUUAGUUGCUCAAGAGUUGAGGCAGAAAACGUCGUUGUCAUUCGGCACCCUAGUCCAUCAUAAAUAUCGCACAUCAACCUCGUAUACUCUCGUUAUGAAGUGCACUUGCUCUCCCCCGGGAGAAAUCAAGCGCGCCAGCAGUGACAUUUUCCUCCACUUUGCGGCUUUGUCAAACAAGAUGCAUUCGUCAGUCAAGUCAGGCUCAUCCAUAAACGAAUGCUCCGGUCGAGUGAAGAUCCGCGUCGAGGAAGACAAAUCCCAUCCUCGCUGGAUCGGCCAGCGAGUCAAAAUCUUCAUCGAUCAUCCGCGCUGACUGGAAAACCUCUGAACGCCGCAUACGAAUGUCAUACAUAUCCUACAUUACCCAAUGUUCCUUGCUACUUACCUGUACCGUACCGCCUGCCCAUUACUUGCUAUGCUUUUGCACGAAUCGCACUAUCUCCUCGACGACCCGCUCGCUCUGCUCCUGUUGCACCCAGUGCCCCGCCCCCUCGACGAGAACGAGCGCGUCGAAGUGGGCGCACGCGGACUCGCGCAUCGCUUCGACACCGCCGGGACGCUGGUACGUCCCCCAGUCCUCUUUGCCCGCGAGGAACAUGGCGGGAACGACGAUCUGCAUCCCCGCAAACAGCUCGAGAUCCGCCUGCCAGUCACGGC
This is a messenger RNA of Mycena citricolor, 811 nucleotides long. The record is from the annotation of a GenBank genome assembly. Lineage: Eukaryota; Fungi; Basidiomycota; Agaricomycetes; Agaricales; Mycenaceae.